This is a messenger RNA of Fusarium mangiferae, 5187 nucleotides long. RefSeq lists its product as uncharacterized. Lineage: Eukaryota; Fungi; Ascomycota; Sordariomycetes; Hypocreales; Nectriaceae. The record is from RefSeq and is a predicted model, not a curated record. The coding region runs from base 1 to 5187 and encodes 1728 amino acids. The transcript is spliced from 3 exons.
AUGCCGAUACUGAUCAAACCUCGUCGACUGCAAGAACUCGAGGCAAAAAGUGACGAGUUGCAUCGAGAGCUUGGAGAAGUCGACUCGGACGACGAGGACAGCGAGGCCCAGCGCCAAGCAAAACAAGAGUCGUUGGUAGCUCUCGAGCGUGAGUUAAGACCGCUUAAGACGGACUGGGACCGCACGUGCAGGGAUGCUCAUGUGGCGUACCGCCCCGAAGACGAGAUGAAAGCAAAUUCUCUCAUGAACAACCUCUUCAACCUCUAUAAAGAUUUCGGCCUCCCCAUCAACGGCAACAUGGCCGUCGACACCUCGGCCCUAGGUCUCGCUGUAGAUUCGCCUGAUGCUGAUCCGGACACACCGCGCAGGCCGCGAAUGCGAGUGAAGAGGGGAGGGGCGGUGCUCACCCCAGAUCGUAAUGGAGUUUUUGAGUCAGACACGCGUAAGAGGAAGCGAGGCCGCAGCUCCGCCAUUUCUCACAAGCGACCGCGCAUUCAAGGCAACAGAAAUUCCAUACAUUUCAAUGCCGUCUACCAAAACAGACGCGCCGCCAAGAAGCACACCAUUAUCCGGGUCCCCGAGGACGAGGAUCCUGUGCGCCCGGCCAAGUUUUACAUCUUGCGAUGUGAGCACCACGACAUCGACUUUAACGACAAUCCUUUACAGGCAGGUUUGGCGCAUUUAUCAGAAGCCCAUCAGCAUGAGAACCCUUCAUUUGAGACUGUUGUCCAGCACUUUGGUUAUGAGCUUAUUGGCUGCGACGACGAAAAACUCAUUCAAAACAACAAAGCCGCCAAGGAAUCCUUUCAAAAAGGUGAAAGAGGCGCGCGUGACUUUAUUCGCGUUACUGAUUCGCCUUCACCCAACACAUCGCGCAAGAAAACCAGCAACGCCGCCAAGAAGGGCAGGUCAAGUCGCAAGUCCCGGAACACCAUUAAUCCCCGCGACUUGGUUCCUGGAGAUGUCUACAUAAUCUACUGGUCCUCAUCGAAACAGUGGUAUUGUGGUCUGUAUAUCCCUUUGCAAGAUCCCGAAUCCGUUGGCAUAGACGAAUCCCUUGAGGCGUUGGGCUUACUUAACAACAUACCGCCUUGUUAUGAGUACGAUAGCUCCAGCAAGUCCUUCUCCUGGGCAGAGGGUUAUGAAGAUGGAGGGGAGGACGCUUCGGAACAGCAAUUUCCGUUCAUGUUUUUCGAGGGACUUGAUUUUCCUGACCUGUGCCAUGUUGCUUGGAUUCCUCUCGACGAAAUCCAGCCUUGGGAUGAGGAAAAGGCGCUGAUGAUUGAGCACAGUGACCAGGCUUUUGAAUAUCUCAAGAAGCGGGAGGCAGCUCAACAGCCCAAGCGGUUGGGUCCAAACGAUGAGAUUCCAGAUUCCGCUGAUGAUAACUCCACGUCCGAUCUUGCGCCUCGGUCACCAGUUGCAGAGUCCUCGACAGAUUUCCAACCUGCUCAGAACGCCGGGACCGUUACACCUAACACAGCCCCAGAAGCUGAUGCUGCUGAUGAGGCUGGAGACACAGACGUGACUGGGCUGACUGAAAAAACGCUGAAGGACCCCGAAGGAGCACCCGAAGAAGAGCACGACGCUCACCCAGAGCUUGAAGAAGCGCAGAAGGACAUGAGAGAAGCAAUCGAAGAAGAGCGGGAGAUUCUUGCAGAGCCCGAAGAAGCACAGGGCACCCAUAUGGAAAUUGAAGAGACGCAGGACACUGGAUUUGAAUCCGAAGAAGAGCAGGAUGUUCUAACAGAGCCUGAAGAAGUACAGAAUGACGUCAUAUUGAAGUCUGGAGAAGUGCAGAACGACGCCACGCCGGAACCUCGAGAAGUGCAGAAGGAUACCGAGAUGGAAGUUGAAGACGCGCAGGAAACUGGACCAGAACCUGGGAAAGUCGCCGAGUCACCCGUACAACCCGUUACAGUCGAAAACGAAGAUAUCGCCAUGAGUCUAGAGGAAAGCUCUACCGACAGUACUACUCAACAACCAACCGAGGACAGCGAGGAUGUUGUGAUGGAAACUCCAGAAGAUGCAACACCGGAACCUCUGCAGCAGAAUGACUCUCAGCCUGAUGGAGACGAUCAGGAGAUUGUUUUUGAUACUCAGGAAGAUCCAGCCGAAAACGUCUCCUCCCCGAAGGAACCAAAGGAAGUCACCGCGGAACGAGAGCAGGAAAGCCCAUCACAGGAAGCAAGAGAAGAACGUUUACCCAGUGUCGAUUUAGAGGAUCUCCUAACUGCAGGCGAGGAUCUGGAGUUCCAGUUUUCACAGUCUGAACAGAGAGAACUCGGUCAAAGGCCAGCACCUCCACCUUCCCGUGAGGCAGUUGGUCGUGCGAACGCACCAAAUGACGUUGUCAACACGAAACAGGAAGAAAGCUUGCCUGCCUCGCCUACUCCCGAGACAACCAAUGUUACUCGUAUGGAAACGGACUCUGGAGAUGAGACACGGGAGGCUAGUCAACCUCAGCGCUCUUCUGUCGCUACGGAAUCUUCAAAUGACGAGACUCCACGGCCACGCCUAUCGUACGCUGAAAUGGGUCGAGCUUCUUCCUUGUCAGAGGGUGUUCCAAGCGACGUCGUUGAGUCACGGCCGCAAAUUCAACCUGCUUCGAGACGGGCUCGUUCAGGGACUCCUAAUCGCAACGCAUUCGCUGCGCAGUCACGAAUGUCAUCGCUAUCAAAGUCACCUGUUGUAUCUCGCCCACCUGCAAUGUCGCCGCCAGCGACAAUACCGUUCUCACCCACAGCGCCGUCUGCUUCGACUCCUUUACAGCUGCCUAGGAUGUCACAGCCUCCGCCUUCUUCUCAGUCAUCAGUCAUACGAUCACCAACAUCGCAACGCCCGCCUUCAGGGUUACAGCACCCAGUCUCAUCAUGGCCGCUGGACAACUCAUGGGCAUCAACGACACCACAGCGCUUAGGGUCAUCACAAUCAUCAGCUCUUGCGCGUCGGCCUGCACCAUCUCAGCUAACGGCAGCCUCGCAACCGCCGCAAUUAUCACAGCUUCCAGCGGCCAGGCCCUCGACAUUAUGCCGCCCACCUUCAUCAUCUCAACAAUCGCCUUCGGGGUCACCGUUCCGUGCCCCAAUAGCGCAAAUGGGGCCCGCAGCGCAAGUAGCAAUGUCUCCUGGACCUGCUGUGUCUAACGGCGAACAGCCACACAAUGUACGGCCGACAUCGCAGACAUCGCAGGUCCUGGCACCUCCCCGCCACUCACAAGUACAGAGUCCACUACCAGAAGAUGCUCAGAAUCGCUCUGAAGUCUUGAGGCAUCCUCAUGCAGCUCAGCCCAGGGCGUCUGCGCAGGCUCUGGGAAACAGUCCCGGAUCCAAAGAGCCUCUACGUGCGAUAAAGCCCAAGGCACCAUCCAAGCCCACAGUUGAGAUUGUCUUGCUUAACCGUCAAGCAGUCAAUGAAGCGCGGUUACAGUCCAUGACAACUGGACAGCCAGCAGCAGCAGUAGCCAGUCCUACAGAGAUGCCAGCAGCUCAUGAAAGACAUUCAGAACCUGCACAUACAACACCAACGCCGCCAGUUAUGUCUGCUACCAGACCUAUAGCCCCAGCUGCGCGCCGCCCGCUUCCUCACGAGAGACCGUCACCUAGACCUUCUGCUUCACCCGUAAAGAGCCGCGAGGCCCCCAAGGCCAAGCCAUCACAAAACCAGGCCCUUAGUGCUUCUUCUCAACAUUCUUCCGGGGCAGAGAACACUUCAGCAGCUCAGGUAGAGCGACCAGCACAAACGAUAUCAGGCCAGCCACCUGCUAGAUAUGCUUCUCGACCUACUUCCCCGGUACACCAAAACUCACCCCGCUUGCCGCCCAUGAAUGUCCCUGAAGAAGGACACUAUCUCCCCAAUACAAUGCUAGUCCAACAACAGACAUCCCUGUCGAGACCUAGUUCUUCGGGACAUGCUGGACCGCAGCCUAUGCCUUCACCUCGUCUGGCUGCUCGAUCUAUAUCGCGACCCGGCUCUGCAUCCCAAAUGCAUAUUAGAUCACAGGCCAUGCCUUCUCCCCAUCAACUGGCGGCAGAAGUUCAGCGACCUCAGUCCAGUUUCCAAGGGCAUCCUGGGUCACAGCCGAUGUACUCUCCCCGACAAGUUCCUGGAGAAAUCCCUCGCCAUGCUUCGGGCUAUGAAAGGCAUCCAAAUCAUCGUCCUGCUCCAUCACCACGGCGUCCCUAUGCUGUUCCGGUGCAGCCACCCCCAUCGCCUCACCAGCCUUUCAGUCGUUUUCCUCAUCAAAGCCCUGAGAUGCAGGGGCAGGGCUAUGUUUCCCAGCGUCAUGCAUCAACUGGGACCUUGUCACCACAAGCGCCAACAGCGGAAAAUCAAUUGCCACCUAUUCGACUACCAAACAUCUCUCGUCCUCGAUCUGAAGCCCACACAACUCAGAACAUGAUCUCGCCGCCGCAGACCGCUGUGGGGGCUCGACCUGGACACUAUACGGGACAUCAACAGCCUACGCCGCCUAUUAUGCAAUCACCGCGUCUAUCUGCGGCCGAGAUCUCUAGACCGCACACGGCAAGCAACAUGCGCCCUCCACUUGCUACGAUGUCACCAAUCUUAGGGCACGCAGAACCGCGCAGGCCAAACUCAAGCUACACUCAAGCCAUGCCUUUUCACGCCCCCUUGCCGACCAUGCUGCCAAACUAUUCGAGUACAGGCUACCAGUCAUCAGCACCGUCUGCUCACCAGUACGCCCAACCUAAUCGGCCUCAAGGUCACCUUCGAAGACAUUCCGAAAGCGCGUGUCAGCCCCAACUCCAGCAGUAUGCACUCGCAGGCAGCCCUCAGAUAGCAAACUCUACGCCACGGUCCUAUCAGUCGCAUGAGCUCGAUCAGGGUCCGAGACGUAAUCCGGCUCUCGAUCCCUUCCUCUCUGAGUUGUCUCCCAACGUUCGCAAAGCACUUCUGGAGCAAGUUGGAACAGAAAGACCUGAUCUUGUCCCCUGCGACUUUCUCAACAAUGAAAACAGGUAUCGAUGCCCUUUUUGCAAGGAAUCGACUCUGGAGCCAACAGCUCUUGUAAAUCACAUCAAGAUGAGUUGUCCAAAACUGGAGGAGAAGUAUAAACAGGACAAAAAUGAGCAGGCCUUUGAAGCGAAUCGAGGCAAGCGAGUCAAGCCAGCUAAGAGAAAGAGUCAGAUGGCCCAAGCAGCCAAGAAUGCCCGAGUGAGGAGUUGA